UGGGUUUUUGACUUGUGAUCUCUCUUUUCCUCUUUUAAAUCUUUGCUGCUCUUUGAGGGAAAAAAAAAUUAAGAAGAGAGAAGCAAAGAAAUAUAUACCAAAAAAGGAGAGGAAUUAGGAGGAGAAGAUGACGGGAGGCUGCUGUUUCUUGAACAAGGAGACAGUACUCAUCUUGAAGCUUCCAAAAAAGUCAUCGAACUUUCUGAUGAUGAUUGUGUUAGCUGCUGUGAUGAUCUGCAGUGUUUAUAUAUGUACUGUAUGUUUGAAGCAAACACAGAUCCAAAUCAAGCGCAAUGUAGCCAGGAUUAAAUUUACAGAACAACCUUGUCACCAUCCUAAGCUUACUCAGUCGGAGAUUCAAUAUGUUCACUAUCCUGAACCAACUACAUAUAGCAGAAAUGAGUGUGCAUGUAUUCCAGUUCAAUUCUUUGCUAUUGUGUCGAUGCAACGAUCUGGAAGUGGGUGGUUUGAGACUUUGCUGAAUAGCCAUAUCAACAUUAGCUCUCACGGAGAGAUCUUCUCCAACAAAGAAAGGAGAAGUAAUAUAUCGGCAAUAACUAAGACACUGGAUAAAGUAUAUAAUCUUGAUUGGAUCAGUAGUGCUUCGAAAAAUGAAUGCACAGCUGCCGUGGGCUUCAAGUGGAUGCUUAAUCAGGGUCUUAUGCACCAUCACGAAGAAAUUUCUGAAUACUUCACUCAAACAGGGGUUUCUGUGAUAUUUCUAUUAAGAAAAAACCAGCUCCGUCAGUGGAUAUCGCUACUGGCAAAUUCCCAUGAUCAUCGAGCCAAACAACUGAAUGGAACUCACAAAGCUCAUGUGCACUCACAAAUUGAGGCAAAUAUACUAGCGAGAUAUAAGCCCGUGAUUAAUGCAAAUUUAUUGGUGCGCAAACUGAAACAGUUGAAUGACUGGGCUUCUGAUGCUCUAGUACAGUUGAACAGCACCAGGCAUAUUACUGUAUACUAUGAGGAUCUCAUUCAGAACAGCGUUAGGCUGAUAGAUGUUAUGGAGUUUCUUAGAGUGCCUUGUCAAAGGCUGAUCAGUCAUCAUGUGAAGAUACAUACAAGGGCAUUGUCUCAUCUGGUUGAGAAUUGGGACGAAGUUCAGAAUGCUCUUAGAGGAACUCAAUAUGAGAGCUAUUUAACUUCUGACUAUCAAAUAUAGAUAAUUUAAUUUCAACAAAUUAUCAUUAUUCUUCUCUUUAUUUAUUAGAUUAUCUAUUCACAAUGUACUUCUGAGGAAUCAUCCGGCAAUGACAAUCAUCAUCCUGAUCGAGCAAGAUGAUUUUACAAGAAUGCUGAAUCAUUUAUCACCAGACUCUCUUAUGGUAUAAAAGGUUCA
Asparagus officinalis (garden asparagus) is the source of this 1342-nucleotide messenger RNA. RefSeq lists its product as uncharacterized. The transcript is spliced from 6 exons. NCBI's taxonomy places the organism in Eukaryota, Viridiplantae, Streptophyta, Magnoliopsida, Asparagales, Asparagaceae. Bases 128 to 1165 code for a protein of 345 amino acids. The record is from RefSeq and is a predicted model, not a curated record.